AUGGGCGGCCCGGUCGAGAACCUCCUGCGCGCCGCGGGCUGCCCGCUCUACGCCGUCCCAAAGGCCCUGGGCUUCGACGUCGAGGCGCAGCGGAGCGCGGCGCAGGUGGAGGCGGACAACGCGCGCGGGUGCGUGGCGCCGUGCUGGGACGAGACGGACAACGGCAUCCCCGACGUCUGCCUCGAGCGCAAGUGGUGCCCCUUCAACCCGGACAACCCCGUCACGAACGACAACUUCGUGUGCCUCGUCUUCGGCAACAUCGGUUUCCCCUACUUCGACCGGCGGCGCAAGGUCUACAUGGGCGUCGCCAUGUGGUCGACGCUGCUCGCGAUGUUCGUCACGGCCUUCGGCGCGCUGUCGCUGUCGACGGACCCGGACGUCGUGCGCACGUCCUACUGGGCGAAGCUCGAGACCUGGAACGCGACGUCUCGGGAGACGACGCACUACUACCUGGGAUUACGGUCCAUCGUCACGGUCUACGACGGCGGCGACGAGACGACGGACCGGCUCGAGAUCGACUACAUGGUCGGGCGGAUCCCCGGGAGCCGGAACGUCGACCCCAUGCGCGAGGAGCUCCUCGAGAGCUGCGCCGACAGCGCCGCGGGGAACCAGAUCGGCGCCUUACUUUCCUGCGUGACGCUCAUCUUCGCGCUCCUGGGGACGAUCAACCGCAUGAAGUUCUCGAGCGACGCGAACGUGCAGAAGGCGCUGGGCCUCGUCACGGACACGUGGGGCGCUUUAACGCUGAGCUACACGCUCUUCAACUUCCACGCGAACUGCUUCGACGACCUGCCGAACCGGUUCCUGCACCUGGACCUCGACUACGAGUGGGGGCCGGGCUGGAUCUGCUACCUCUUCUGCGCGUUGAGCGGGUGCAUCCGCGCCGCGGCGCACUGGGUCACGCCGACGCCGGGCAACGGCGCGGGCGCGUGCACCUUCAGUCUACCGAUGGAGAUUUUAAAGCUCCUGGACGCGGACGGCGACGGCGAGAUCACCUGGGAGGACCAGAAGCUCAUGUUCCGGAACCUGAAGAAGUUCAUACAGCACGAGACCGUCGAGGUCCGGAGCCGCGCGACGAUCCUGCGGGCCGACAUGCUCAAGGGCGGCGGCCGCUUCGUGCGCGCCGCGUCCGACGCGGCCGAGGACCUGGCGGACCGCGUCCGCCACUCGCUCACGGCCCACGACGAGAGCCCCCGCGCGCUCGGCGACGACGAGAAGCGCGACCUCGUCGCGGGCGCGCUCGCGGACUUUGGCGGCGCGGCGCCCGCGCCGCCGGCGCCGGCGACGGCGACGUCGCCCGCGUCGCCGGCGCCCGAGUCGCCCAAGGCGCCCGCGGCGCCCGCGGCGCCGAGGAGCCCGCCGCGCGACGCGGGGCCCGCGCCCGCGGGCGAGCGCGACGGCGCGCCCGAGGACCCCCUCGCGCGGCGCGUGUCCCUCUCCCUCGCGAAGCAGCGCCACAACGCGCGCCGGUCUUCCAUCGCGCGGUCCGUGCUCCGCGAGUCGACGGCGCACGACCGGCACGAGCGCCUCGCGAAGCGGUCCGCGGAGCGCAGCGCCGCGCGCCGCGGGUCCGUGCGCACGGCCAACGUGCCGACCUACCUCUACGGCCUCUCCGACGACGCCAGGUGCUCGCCGCGCCUCCUCGAGGAGGACGAGGCGCGGCGCCACCACCGGCCCAAGGCCAUGUGGAACAAGGUGCGGCUCAACAUGAAGCACCUCAAGCAGGCCCAGGUGCGCCCGGACGACGGCGCCGGGGCCGCGGACGCGGCGCCGGAGGCGGACCCCGACCCGGUGACGGCGCAGCCCGCGCCGAGCCCGCUCGCGCCGCCGCGGCGACUCGACGGGGGCGACGACCCGGGGCCGCUCCGCCAGGGCCGCCUGCCGCCCCUCGCGGACCGGCGCGACCUGCCGCCCCUGCGACCGAGGGACGACGAAAUGAAGUCGCCCCCCGACGGGUUGUCGUCGCUGCGGUCCGCGGCGGCGAGCGGCCGCUGGCGCGAGGCGCUGGCGCUCAUCGCCGCGGCGGAGGAGGCCAUCGGCGACCGCGCGGCCAAGGGCGAGGGCCAGGCGUUCCCGCUGCCCAUCGAGGCCUACAACCUCGCCAUCACGGCCUGCGGCGCCGCGGGCGAGUGGCGCGAGGCGCUCGGCGUGCUCCGGCGGCUCACCGUCGGCGUCGACUUCGACGGCGACAAGGGGUCGGUCCUCGGGCGGCGGCCGCGGCCCGACCACGUGACCUUCAACGCCGCGGGCGCCGCCGCGGCGAAGAGCGGCAGAUGGCGCGACGCGGAGAUGGUGUUGGACCAGAGCAGGCGCUACAAGCGGAGCCACAUCAUCCUCUACACGUCGGUCAUCGGCGCCUGCGGGCGCGCGCGGGAGAAGGGCCGGGCCCUGGGCCACCUGGCGCGGCUCCGCGAGGAGCGGGGCCGCGCGGACGUCUUCGCGUUCACCGCGGCCGUCGACGCGUGCGCGCGCGCGGGCGACUUCGCCAACGCGACGGCGCUGCGGCGCGCGAUGGAGGCCGAGGACCGCGUGGCGCCGAACCUGCGGACCUUCCGCGCGCUCGUGUCCGCCGCGGGCAACGCCGGCGAGUGGGCCGCGGCGGAGGAACUGUUGGAAGAGGUCCGCGCCGCGUUCGCGGCGCGCGACGGCGACGACAGGGGCUGGCGGCUCCGGGACUACGCGGCGUGCCACGAGGCGGCGCUCUUCGCCUGCCAGGACCGGGGCGACUACGCCCGGGCCGCCGCCGUGCUCGGCCGCGUCGAGGCGGACGUCGACGCGCGCGCCGUCGGCGGCCGCGACGGCGACGCGCUCGACUUCACGCUGCGCGGCCACGUCGCCGCGGUCGGCGCGUGCGCCGCGUUCCGCGGGCCGGCGGAGGGCGAGGACUGGGCGGACCGGCGCCGCGUCGCCUUCGAGCUGCUGCGGCGCCUCGAGGACCGCGUGUCCGCGCCGGCGCGGCGGUCCAUGCUCUGGCGGCGCGCGCGCGAGCGCCGCGCGGCGCACAACGCGGUCUUGGCGCUCCUCGAGAACGCGACGACGAAAGGGUUGAAGCCCGACGCGGCGUCGUUCAACGCGUGCCUGGCCGCGUGCCGCCGGUCCGAGCCGCCGAAGGCCGAGGCGUCGCUCCGCAUCUGGCGCCAGCUCAUCGACGACGGCACGGCGGCGCGGCCCGACGGCGUCUCCGCGGCGGAGACCGUGGCCUGCCUCGAGCGCGGCAACCGCACGGCCGACGCGGACGAGGUCUUCGGCGACUGUUUGCGGCUGGGCGUGCUCCUCACGAAGCCCGCGGGCCCGCGGUCCGCGGCGCCGCCGUCGGGCGUCAAGUCGUCGUCGUUCCUCGACGAGGACGGCGAGUACGACGUCAGCGGCAUGACCGUGCCCCUCGCGCGCUGCGCCGUGCGGCGCGCCGUCUACGAGGCCGCGGCCGACCUCGACCCGAAGGCGACGGCGAAGGCGUCCGUCGUCUUCAUCACGGGCGUCGGCGCGCGGCGCCAAUUCGACCCGAACCACGUGCCGCUCCGGACCCACGUGCUCCAGCUCCUGCGGCACGGCUUCGACCCGCCGCUCGUCGCCUUCGUGCCCGACGACGCGCCGGGCACGGUCAAGGUCGAGACGCGGUCCCUCCUGGCCUGGGCCGCGGCGCGCGACGAGGACGCCGCGGACGCCGCGGAGAAGCGGCCCGCGCGCGGCGGCGGCGCGAAGCGCCGGGGGAAGCGCGGCCGCAAGAAGGGCCGGCCGAGUAGCAAGUAA
This is a messenger RNA of Aureococcus anophagefferens, 3750 nucleotides long. RefSeq lists its product as hypothetical. The transcript is spliced from 4 exons. Lineage: Eukaryota; Pelagophyceae; Pelagomonadales; Pelagomonadaceae. Gene Ontology annotation, molecular function: calcium ion binding; protein binding. The record is from RefSeq and is a predicted model, not a curated record. The coding region runs from base 1 to 3750 and encodes 1249 amino acids.